AUGUACCCAACACCUGAACAGUUUGAAGAAACUGUCCGUAAGCAGGAGGAAAUUUGGGGCAUUCCUCAGACUGAUCGGCUACCCAUUGUUCCAGGGACUCCAGAAGAUUUUUCUUCCGGUCGUUCACCGUUCUCAUUAAUCGCCGGCACGGUUCUCGUUUGCGCCGUAGUUUCGACCUUGGUAUUAUACUUUUUGGCCAAACAAGGCAAGUUCCGUGUGAUCACAUCCACCAUGAAAACACCAUCAUACCGUUAUGGAGGUGCCAUGGAUCCACGUGUCAAGCGGCCCCAUCAAGAACCGAAUUCCACCACAGAAACGAUGCCCCCGAAAGAGUCUGAUCAAACCUUUCGACCACCAGCAGAUCGGCCCGGUCCUGGUUUACCAUUUUCGUNUCCAGUCCAUCAAACCAGUCACCACAAACGUGAAAUUCAAGUUCUGUGUUCUGAAGCUGUGACUGGUGUUUUCGAUACUCUGUCUUUUAUUUAUUCUCUACCCCCUCCUCCCUCCCGAACUGUAUUGUUUGCUCAUGUUUUCCAUCAGGAUGUUGCCGGGCUUCACGCGAGCAAACAGGAAGUUAUGGAGUUUGUGACUUAUCUGAAAAAUCCCAAAAAGUAUCAAGCACUCGGAGCAAAACUACCCAAAGGUGCGUUACUACUCGGUCCACCGGGGACAGGAAAAACGUUGUUGGUGAAAGCUUUGGCCAACGAGGCGGGAGUGCCGUUCUUUUCGAUGGCUGGUUCCGAGUUCGUCGAAGUGAUUGGCGGUUUGGGCGCUUCACGUAUCCGUCAGCUAUUCCGCACGGCCAGAGCCAAUCCACCGGCAAUCAUUUUCAUCGAUGAACUGGAUUCUCUCGGUCGUCGACGCAGUUCUGUCGAUUCUGGUGGACGGGGUGGUGGUCCAGGUGGCGGCGGCGGUGGUGGUGUUUCAGAGAUGGAACAGACCCUAAAUCAGCUACUUGUGGAGAUGGAUGGGAUGGACACGGCGGAGGGCACGAUAGUAUUCGCGGCAACAAAUCGAGCCGAUCUGCUCGACAAGGCGUUACUCCGCGCCGGUCGUUUCGAUCGCCAUAUUUUCAUCGAUCUUCCCAAUCUGGCUGAACGGAAAGAACUGAUUGCAAUGUAUAUGGCCAAAUACCUCUUGUCCCCGACAAUUAUUCAGGCCGAGCUGAUUGAUCGCUUAGCGCUAUGGACUCCGGGAAUGAGCGGAGCAGAUAUAGCUCGACUAUGCAACGAAGCGGCACUGGUGGCCGCUCGUCGUACGGACUAUUUGGAAGGAGUGACCCGGGCGGAUUUCGAUGUGGCGUUUGAACGUAUUUUGGCCGGUGAUAAUCCUCCUCGGUCCUUCCCAUGUGCCGCGAAAAAAUCCAACCCGCUCUCACCUCCGGAACGUCGUGUUGCUGCAGUACAGGAGGCUGGUCGUGCACUGGUUGCUUGGCUUUUGCCCCGCACUGCCUCACAACGAUACUUGAAUGCGGCAUCCGAUCUGGCAAUGAAACAGGUUCGCGAAUGGGGUUUGUCCAAAACAAUCGGGAAUCUGAGUUUUGAUCCUGAUCCCUCGGGGAACGAGUUCACUAUCAAACCGUACAGUCAACUCACACAGAGCAUGAUCGAGAUGGAGGCUCGACAGUUGGUGUCCACCGCGUUUACCCGAUGCGUCGCACUGUUGCAACAGAAUCAGGACAAGUUGCAACGCAUUAUUGAUGCACUGUUGGCCAAAGAAGUACUCACUUACGACGAAUUGCGCGAGAUCUGCCAAAAUGAUGCGACCGUGAAACAGUCAGUGGAUCCUAAAUCGAACGUGUAA
This is a messenger RNA of Echinostoma caproni, 1803 nucleotides long. The record is from the annotation of a GenBank genome assembly. Lineage: Eukaryota; Metazoa; Platyhelminthes; Trematoda; Plagiorchiida; Echinostomatidae.